Molecule: messenger RNA, 815 nt
Organism: Humulus lupulus (European hop)
Lineage: Eukaryota; Viridiplantae; Streptophyta; Magnoliopsida; Rosales; Cannabaceae
Exons: 3
Coding region: 288-815 (175 amino acids)
Source: RefSeq, a predicted model, not a curated record
UAUUUUGGUUACCCGAUGGUUAUAAAGGUACGAUGGCUACCCGAUAGUUGCCCCGAUUAUUAUUUUAAAUCUAUACACCCUUUUAAGUACGAUAAUGGAUCGAUAGUAGUCCGAUAUAUGCUCGAUUGUUAUUAUUAAGUUACUGCGGACCUAAUAGUACGAUGGUACUCGAUGUUACCCGAUACUUGCCCGAUAUUAGUGUUUUAAGUGAUCAAAAACAUAAAUAAAACUUUGCCCGAUACCGCCCGAUAUGGCCCGAUACUGGGUCAACUUUGUUCGCGUACUUAAUGUAUAAUGGUGUUUGGGAGCGUGAAGGUAGAGAUUGGGUUUUUAAUGGAGCCGAAAAUUUAACGUUCGAGUUGGAGAAGGACAUAACUUACUCACAACUUGUUGAACUUCUGUACUCAGAGCUGGAGGUUGACAAAGUGCAGUAUGACCUGAAAUUAGAAGUGAAUUAUAAGUACAUGAAAGGGUUAAUGUAUCGGCCUGAACUUAUAAGGAAUGACAAGGGUGUAAGCUUAUAUUUGUCAAUGCUUUUGAAGAAGCCAGAUGAAUUUGUUCCCCUUUUUGUGACUUUGGUGGAGAAGAAUAUCAUUGUUGAUCGUAAUCCUCCACCAAGUACUGUUAAGGAUACUCGUAGUGAGGUUGGGACUUAUGUUCCAGAAACAAAUCCGGAGGUGCUGGUAGCCACUGCUGUACCUGAAUCAAACCCUUUCAUACCGAUAGUUGAUCAUUCGGGUUGGGUUUGGGCGGGUUUCGGGUGGGAUUGGUCCAGAAAUGGGCUUUGGGUCGAUAACAGAAAUUCUUGGUUUUAA